AUGGCGUCAACAAAUCACUCUGGUAUCAACUAUGGAGCCCAGGUGGGAAUCAAUUAUGGCACAUUUACGGCAGACUUUCAUCUGCCACCGGAGCGGCCAGAAACUCCGCCCAGCCCUUUGUCAACUGUCCCAUUCACGCGCGAUCCAGACUUCAUCCGUCGCGACACACUGCUUGAUCAGAUUUAUGAGAAAAACUCGGUCCCGGGGUCGAGGAUAGCGCUUGUUGGCCUCGGCGGUGUUGGAAAAUCGCAACUUGCGAUCGAAUACUCCUACAAAGUCCGAUCCAAAUCACCGGCAACAUGGGUUUUCUGGGUCCAUGCGAGUAAUGAAGCCCGAUUUGAGCAAAGUUUCCGGGACAUCGCCGACCAGGUUAAAAUCCCGGGUCGUCAAGAUGCUAAAGUUAACAUAUUCAAACUGGUCGAAAACUGGCUCCGCGAUAGAAAGAUAGGAAAUUGGGUUUGCAUCCUUGAUAAUGUCGAUGACGAUCAGCUUCUUCGCUCGGUUCCGGUGGCAGGCAAGGGAGAUCCGAUGAGCAGCUCAACGAACGCCUCAACAAAACCACUCUUAGAAUACAUUCCUAGAAGCCGAAAUGGCUCUAUCAUCAUCACGAGCCGGACUAGAGAGGUUGCGUUAAAGAUGGUCUAUCACAGCGACCUUAUUGAGGUUAAACCUAUGGAAAAGUCCGAAGCGCUAGAGCUUCUCCAAAGAAAGCUUGAACAACCAGGAGAGAGCCAAGAGUGUCGACAGUUAGUGAACGCGUUAGAGUCUAUGCCGCUAGCUAUCGUACAGGCCGCUAGGUAUAUUCGAAAUCGGGCGCCUCGGUCUUCGGUAUCACAAUACUUGAAAGAUUUCCUAGGGAGUGACCGUGAAGCAACAAAGCUUUUGAAAACAGAGGCGGGUCACCUCUACCGGGACUGGGAAGCAAAGAACUCAAUUCUGGUGACGUGGCAAAUAUCAUUUGAUCAUAUACGCCAAACAAAGCCGUCUGCAGCGCAGUUGCUUUCUCUCAUGAGCUUUUUUGAUCAGCAAGGAAUACCAGAGAACCUUAUCCGGCAUCGGCCCAAGGCCAACUACACACCAAGUUCAGAACUUCCAAGUGACUCCAGCGACGGAGAGACAUCUGAUUCUGAUUCAGGUCCCGAUUUUGAAGAUAACAUCGCAACACUUAGAGACUAUUCAUUUAUAUCUGUUAUUGAAAACAGCACUCUCUUUACGAUGCAUCGGCUAGUGCAACUGACUACGCGUGCGUGGUUGAAAUCUCAUGGACAAAAAGAUCAAUGGAAGGGUGAAUUCAUUAGCAUCCUAUGCGAGGAGUUUCCCACUGCUGAAUACGAAAAUUGGGAGAAAUGCAGACCGUUGUUUCCUCACGUCAAAUCCGCAAUGUCACAACAGCCAGCAUCAACCAAGUGUCUACUAAAAUGGGCUAUGCUGCUUUAUAGAGGUGCAUGGUAUGCGUCGCAGAUUGGUAACAUCACGGAUGCAAGAGAAAUGGCAUUUCAAUCAAGAAAGCAUAGAAUGAUAUUGUUAGGUGAUGAACACGAAGAAACUAUUGAUAGCACAAGCAUGUUGGCAACAGCGUACUGGCAUGAGGGCCGAUGGGAGGAGGCCGAGCAGCUCGACGUGCAGGUCAUGCAGACUCGCAAGACAAAGCUCGGCGAGGACCAUCCCGACACACUGACCAGUAUGGCCAACCUGGCGUCGACGUACAGGAACCAGGGCCAUUGGAAGGAGGCCGAGCAGCUCUUUGUGCAGGUGAUGGAGACUCGCAAGACGAAGCUCGGCGAGAACCAUCCCUCUACGCUGACCAGUAUGGCUAAUCUCGCUUUCACCUGGAAAUCUUCAGGUCACGAUGCCGAAGCCAUAUCUCUGCUACGGGAGUGCUUAACCAAGCAGAAGCAAACAAUCGGCCUAAACCAUCCCACUACUUUAUCUAAUUCUGAAACAUUAUUAGAAUGGGAAACAAAGGUUGCACGGGAACUGAAGGGGAAUUGCAAACGGAUGAGGAGGGGGAAAGUUAUAGAGAAUACUGAAGAAAGCGCUGAAUACGGAUGA
Molecule: messenger RNA, 2052 nt
Organism: Penicillium vulpinum
Lineage: Eukaryota; Fungi; Ascomycota; Eurotiomycetes; Eurotiales; Aspergillaceae
Exons: 3
Coding region: 1-2052 (683 amino acids)
Molecular function (GO): protein binding
Source: RefSeq, a predicted model, not a curated record